AAUAAGCCCCGUAUUUAUAGGCGUGUCAACAGAGUUUAAAUACUUCAGCGUAAUUCGGUGCUUUUACUUUUUCACGAGGGUGAAAGAAUCACAUAAGCUACUGCGUGGUGUCUUGAACUUUACAAAAUGGCAAACACAGAUCAACUUGAUAAUGACAAUGUCUUUUCCGUGGGUGUAAGUUCAUAUGGACGGUGUGAGGUCAGUCAUGAUGGACACAUUAACAUACAAGACCUGACAAUCAAGAUUGAGGAAAAUGCAUAUAAAAUUUGUAACGAUUUUCUCAAAAUAAAAAAAAAUUAUCAUCUAAAGAUUCCCGACUACCUGUUUAAACAAAUCCCUGUCUAUCCAACCCCCGUUGAGUUUCACAUCUCUGAGGUGACCCAUGUCACUGACGAAUAUGCUCUUCAGGAAAUCUGGAAUUCAGAGGGAUUCAAGGCAUGGGGAAAUAAAGAUGACAAAUUCUCAUGGUGGAGCCUGAAGAUCAAUGAGGAGAGUAUAAAAGAAGCCGAGGAGCAUUAUCUAGAGGAGAUGUUCCCAGACAGAACCCAAGAGCAAAGAGAAAAGCAGGAGACAUUCCUGAAUAAAUUCACAACAUCACCUGCAUUCGACAUUCAGAAAUCACGCUUUGGUAACUUUCGGUUCACAUUUCCUCUGAAUGAACUGAUGGAAGCAUACAAGAAUCAGAUGUGUGGAGGGAAAGAUCCGGUUCUCAGGGCAUACAAGACCACAUUUUACAGACAAGAGAUUAUGUAUGUUGUUCUUAUUCACAGCCCAGAAGUGAAUGAGAAGUUUGAGAAAUUCCCAGAGAUUGAAUCUAGUUUAUUGUUUGAUUAUAAGAAGGAUACAAUUAUCUGGAAGGCACAAGCAAUUUGUGAAAACCUUAAAUAUCAGUUGCUACUGGAUAAAGAGAAAAAAAUAGCAGAGACGGAACAUGUUAUCAACCAGUACUAUGUGUGGGAUCAUGUUGCCUUGGCAUUUCACUUCAACGGAGUUCUACAUUUCCCUAAAGAAAAGCUUAAAGAGAGCAUCACAUAUUGUGAAAUAGACGAAAUAAACCUUUCACGAAGUGAUCCCUUGUCACUUAAAGAAGCUGAAGAGAUAAUACACCAUUAUACUUCCUUGUAAGCCUAUGACAAUCAUGACAUGAACCAUGACAUAUCCAGUUCACAUGCACUGUGUGAUGAAUGAAACAUACUGAAAAAACAUAUGUUAAUCAUGUUUGGAAGAGUUUCUACAAUCUU
Messenger RNA from Misgurnus anguillicaudatus (oriental weatherfish), 1241 nucleotides. NCBI's taxonomy places the organism in Eukaryota, Metazoa, Chordata, Actinopteri, Cypriniformes, Cobitidae. The record is from RefSeq and is a predicted model, not a curated record.